AGCAUCCAGCUCAGGGGGGGAGACGCACAAACCCAGCUGGCCAUAUUGUGCACCAGAUCCUCGCAAAUCGGCUGCGUCACACUUAAACACACACACACACACACACACACACACACACACACACACACACACACACACACGCUCUCUCUCUCUCUCUCUCUCUCGCACAUACACACACGCACACACAAACAUACAGCAGCGCAAUAAUCUGGAACAAUAAAGCCAGCACAUCGACGGAAGAACACGGAUUGAAAACGCGUCUCUGAGCUGGUGCUUGUUUACAGUCUUUCCGUGCAGGGAAAAUGGUUAAACUGGGGAAUAAUUUCACCGAAAAAAACAACGGGAAGGCGGUUUCUGAGGAUGGAUUUGACACCAUCCCUCUCAUAACACCAUUAGAUGCCAGCCAGCUGCAGUUCCCCCCACCUGAUAAGGUGGUGGUGAAAACAAAGGCAGAUUAUGAUGGUGAGAGCAAGAAGGGAAAGCUACGAUCUCCAAAAAUUGCAGAGUUCUCAAUAAGCAUCAUUGAAGGUGUAUCUGAGCGACUCAAAGUGACCCUGCUGGUGAUCUGUGCCCUGGCUUUCCUGGUGUGUGUGGUAUUCCUGGUUGUCUACAAGGUCUACCAGUAUGAGCAGCCUUGUCCUGACAGCUUUGUUUACAUGCAAGGUCGCUGCAUGCCGGCUGGGCUGUAUGGCAGCUUCCCCCCUCAGGGCCCUGGGGGCCGUGGACGUCUCUUCACCCUCAUCAACCACUACAACAUAGCCAAGCAGACCAUCACACGGUCGGUAUCACCAUGGAUGACCAUCAUGUCUGAGGAAAAGGUAACCCAGCAAGAGACGGAGACUGCCCAGAAACUGGCUUAACCAACCCAGGAUCAGGAGGUGGCCUCUGCUGUUGCAGGAAAAUAAAUAAUAUGGUUGUGCCAUUCAAGCAAACCUGAGAGUCGGUUGGCUUUCUGUUGGUGAAAAAAUAAAAGAAUAUUCUUCUCUUGCUUGAGGUGCUAUGCUGCCUUGUUGAUGUAGUUUGGUCAGCUGUUGUGUACAGUAGCUGGAAGUCUGUGGAAAUUUUGUACACGUUCUCAGCACAGCAGGUCUUAGUAUGGUGGAUUCACGAUUUGUUUGAAUAGCAUAUGUUGUUAUUUAUUUACACAAUAAAACAAAGUGGCAAACAUGUAGAAAAAAAAAAAAACACAGAAACACUGACACAUACACACACCGUCUUUGUACAUACACAUAUGUAACAGAACUCACUUUAGUACUCAGAUUGUGAAAUGACCGUGAGCCAUCCUGUGUGUGCAUUGCUUGUUUAACCGCACAUGCACGCACGACUCCAACAGCAACCAGUUCGCUUUGAAUCUAUCUUUUUUGAGUACUGAUAGAGCAUGUCAGACCUCUUGAGAUCAGGCAAGUGGUAAAUUUCUCACAAAGUGACUAAGCUAGUAGCCACUGGGCUUAUCCGUGCCGAAAUAUUUUAAUGUCAUGAUAUAGCGAAAAGUUGAGGCUUGACCUGAAAGAAAUCUACCAGCAAAAAAAAAAAAGAAAAAAGAAAAAGAAAAAAAGAUUGAACAGUGUUGUUUUUAAUGAUUGUUUUCAUCAUUUGAGCCAUUUGUGAACACCAUAUGCUUUUCUUUGCUGGCUACACAAGACUUACUUUCCACAGCAUAACUUUUAUGCUACUGUAUUGAAUGUUUUUGCUAGUGAAAAACACUGUAUUGCGCAACGCUUCGCACUGAUUACCCUCACCACAGACCUUAGUUAGGCUGAUGUAGUGAAACAUUCUGAAAGUAGUUGCUUGUACUGUUGCUUUUUCCUGUAUUUGUCAUUUAUUCUGUACUUUUUUCAAACCAUGUAAUGAUUACCAUUUAAGUGCAUUUGCUACAUAAAAAAAUGUUAAGUGAAAGGACUCAAAUAAAGUGCCCACAUUUCAAACUUG
This is a messenger RNA of Melanotaenia boesemani (Boeseman's rainbowfish), 1929 nucleotides long. Its product is annotated as neuronal vesicle trafficking-associated protein 1-like. Bases 303 to 860 code for a protein of 185 amino acids. The transcript has 5 exons. The record is from RefSeq and is a predicted model, not a curated record. Gene Ontology annotation, cellular component: membrane; endosome. NCBI's taxonomy places the organism in Eukaryota, Metazoa, Chordata, Actinopteri, Atheriniformes, Melanotaeniidae. Gene Ontology annotation, molecular function: clathrin light chain binding. Gene Ontology annotation, biological process: clathrin coat assembly; G protein-coupled dopamine receptor signaling pathway; endosomal transport.